UGUUUUCUUUCAGGUCUUUAGAACUACAGCCCAACUCUGAGGAUUGGGAUCCGAUUUGGAACUGUUUCCUUCUUCGAAUAACCGACCUAGGCCGACCCUGCCUGCAUCAGCCACAGCAGCAACCUCCAGCCCUAAAACAACUUCAUUACCUACAAAGACCCCAGCAGCCGACUCAGCCCACUUCUGAUGGAGACCUCCUCUGACAGUCUCAGAGGGUCUCACACUGGACCCAGUUACAAGACAAGCCAUGAGAGUCUUAGCUGUGAACCGGUCUAUCUUUCCUCUAUUACUGAGGAUCCCUGUACUUCCAAUGACCCUGGUUCUAGUCCUGCAACUGCUCGUGGCUCCACUUCUGGUCUUGACCAUUCUGGUCCUGACUCAAGUCUUUGUGAUAGCUCUGGUAGAGGUGCUGGUCCUACCCUUAAAUCUGGGCAUAGUCCAGUCUGUGUCAGUGUCUCUGAGGUCAAGCCAUGUGUUCCCACAAGCUUCAGAAAUCCUGGGGCUGACCUGGUCCUUAGUUAUACUUCAUGCUAUGGGGAACCUCAGAAACAACCACCUUGGCAAGGUUUGCAAGUACCAGAACCCGGUGCCCGGGGGUUAUGGAAGCUCCCUGAGGCUGAAGAGAAUUGUGAAUUUCUUAAUGAAGUGAAGCCAAGGGGCCAGUGUCUUCUCUACAACUGGGAGGAGGAGAGGGCCACCAACCAUCUGGAUCAAGUUCCAAGCAUGCAGGAUGGCUCUGAGAGUUACUUCUUCCGACAUGGACACCAGGGACUGCUGACCCUGCAGCUACAGUCGCCCAUGUCCUUCAGCACCACUCAGAAAGAUUCAUAUCAGUUCCCGAGAAAACAUCAUCAGCCUGUUCGAGGGAAGCGUGAAGCCACGCUGGAGCUGCUCCUGCACCACCAGAUCUGGUGA
Molecule: messenger RNA, 915 nt
Organism: Condylura cristata (star-nosed mole)
Lineage: Eukaryota; Metazoa; Chordata; Mammalia; Eulipotyphla; Talpidae
Gene: SPAG8
Product: sperm associated antigen 8
Exons: 3
Coding region: 187-915 (242 amino acids)
Biological process (GO): positive regulation of transcription by RNA polymerase II
Cellular component (GO): cytoplasm; nucleus
Molecular function (GO): microtubule binding
Source: RefSeq, a predicted model, not a curated record